Molecule: messenger RNA, 6725 nt
Organism: Zeugodacus cucurbitae (melon fly)
Lineage: Eukaryota; Metazoa; Arthropoda; Insecta; Diptera; Tephritidae
Gene: flz
Product: serine protease filzig
Exons: 7
Coding region: 113-6358 (2081 amino acids)
Biological process (GO): proteolysis
Molecular function (GO): serine-type endopeptidase activity
Source: RefSeq, a predicted model, not a curated record
UUAAAAAAAAAAAUUUGCAACAAAGCACACUUUGUUGUUGUUGUAAUACAAUUUUGUUCAAAAUUCUGUGCCGUGGAAAUUGUUCUAAUCUGCAGUGUCGCCUAGCAUCGGUAUGCUGAAGUGGGUUAGCGCAGCGACGCGCCAAAGCGCGUGGCUAUCCACAACAACAACAACACCAACAAUACCAAUGGCGAAUGCUAAAAAGUCAACAACAAAACACACGCAGCAACAACAGCUGACCUCCAAAUCAACAUCAAUCAAUUUCGGCAUGUGGCUGCUAACAACCGUGUAUAUAAUGGCCGCAUUUGUGCAGGUGACAAAUGGAUUUAAGCCAAUUGAUGUGAACAACAGUGAAGGACGUAAGCUUUUCGGCGGCUACCGGAUAACACCGAAACAUUGUCGCGCCACCAAAACGCUGGCGAUUAAUGACCCACGUAAAAAUGGACCCACCAUCUGUAUGUUCAAUCACGAAUGCGCGCAACGCAAUGGUGAGGUGGUGGGCGCGUGUAUGGAUGGUUUUCUCUUUGGCGCGUGUUGUCAAAUACCCAGCGAACAGGAUCUUGAGACUACGCUGCUGAAUGAUGCACAGAACUCGUACUAUCAACAACAUCAACAACAGAAGCUGCAAGAUGAGUAUGGCGGCGCCAAUCAAGCGGUGGCACAAUCUUACGAAACCUAUGGAGAGAGCCAACAGCAGCACUCGCAAGAGACCAAAUAUAGUCCACCCACUUUCAAACCAAAGCCAAAACCACAGCGCAUACAGAAACCACAACAACAGCAACAAUAUAAGCCACAACUACCGAAACCCAUCUAUGGUGAUGUGGUGGACACGGCAUCCGAAGAGGUUAAACAACCAGAGAACAGUUAUACGCAAACCAAUAUCGAUAAAGUCUUCCAGCAACUGGAGAGUAGCAGCAGCGCUGUCAAUUCCUAUGAAGCAGUGCAAACGCAACAAGAUGAAGUGCCUAGUAAUAAGUACCAAUCACAGGAAUCAGUGCCAAACACAAGCACCCUGUAUAUGAUGGAGUCGCUGGAGAGCGCACAGCAGGAAAUACAACCUUCAGUUGGACCCACUGCUUCGUACUAUGAACAACCGCAGUCCAUGCAGGUGGAUAGUCAGCAGGCUGAUAGUCAACAGCAGGAAGAAGAGAUACAGGAACAACAGCAGGAGAAACAACAGGAGCAGCAGGAACAACAACACGACAACCAUGAUAUUUCAAUUGAGAGCGCAUCACAGCCCAAUUCGGUGGAUGCAGCUGCUAACAGCGCAGACUCGAGCACGCAGUCUUCCAGCGUCGAGUUGGAGCAGGAAGCACAAAUGCAAACCGAUCAAGUUGCUGCAAGUACAAAUAUUGUGCAUGAGUCCAAUCCACGUCCCGUCCACAUACCAUUCACCACCGCGUCACCAGUGUUCAAUGAUGACUUCGUCUUAGAUCUGCUAAGCACAACAUUACCACCGACAUUCGAUGAUGAACCGGCCUCGCUUACCACAACGGGUUUGCCAAUGCGCAUCGUGAAUGGACUCACCGAACCCAAUAGCUCAUCGGAAUCGAACUCCUUCGAAGAGUUACCAGUAACACAAAAUCCAGUGCAAGAAAAUGAGUGGGAAGCGAAUACCACCGAAGAGGAUUCAAAAACCGAGUCGCAAGAGCAACAGACCGCCAAACCGCAACAGCAGCCACAACAGCAAUCCAAACCACAACCUCCACUGCAACCGAAACCACAUCCCAAACCACAGUCGCAGCAACAGAGCCAACGACCACAAAUACAAAUGUCUCGGCCACAACCGGCUCGGCCACAACCGGCUCGGCCACAACAAGUACAACAGUCCCAGCAACAGAAGCAAAAACCGCAACAGCAACAGCAACACAACCACAAUCAUCUCAUACUUGAUGGUGCCGAGUUCACACACAGCGACAUCACACAUCCCGGUGCCGAUGCCGACUUAAUCGAGGACGAUUUGCAAUUCUCAACCGGCUAUGGACCACAACCUGUGUACAUGGAAGCGCCUGUGCGUCAACCUUCGCCCAUCAGCUAUCAGCCAACAACCACCACAACAACAACACAUGCAUCGCUGGCGGCAGAAGACAAAUACGAUUUGAUACAAAGCGUCCAGGAUGAGGAGGCCAGCAAGAAACCACCCACAUAUGGUGAGCCUACAACCGGCACCUCUAUCACCACGCAUGUGGACUCCAUCGAAUCCAUAAUAUUGCAGUUGAAUGGCACAACCAAUCAUGGUCCUACUUAUAAUAUUGUCAGUCAGCAACGACCACAAACGGUCUCAUAUGAUACGGAAGUCGAUGCGUCGGCAAGCAAAUAUGAGCCAACUGGUAGUGCACAACAUUAUGGCACAACAACACCAAAUGUACCCAUCACAACAGGUGAAUCAGUGUAUGGCGGUGCAACAACAAAUUAUUAUGAUGAAGUAGAGACUAAACGUCCAGUUGACUACGACGCCGACAAUGAACAAUCGAAUACACCAAACUACUCACCGGUCACAGCGCAAGUUCCUGCUUAUUUGGAGACCGUAAGCACCGACCUACAUGCCAUCCCAUCUGUUGCACAACAACAGCCGGUACAUUCGUAUGUGUCUAAGCCUGUCACCCACGAAGUCCAUAGUUCAACGACCGCUGUCAACUAUGCUGAAGACGCUGCCGAAGUGCUGGACGAACACACAAUGCCCGCAAAUAAUUAUAAUGAUGUAUUGCAAUCGUCGUCACAUCAAACGCACGAGUUCAACAAGAUGCCGGCGCUCGGUAUUGCCUAUCCAGUUGAUAUGUCGCAUAUGGAGGAAGAGGGUAACUUUGCGCCAGAUGUUGCAAGCAAUUAUGGCGCACAAAGUCAUGUACAGCAUACAACCACACAGGGCACAGUCGACAAAAUAGCGGAAGUAGAAACAGCAGACACGAGCUAUGCGCAAGUACCCGUUAUUGCUGGUAAGCCACAACGUCCCGUAGCGCCGUAUGUCGGUAUGGUGAAUGUACAGAAUUACAAUGGUGCCAAGCUGCCAACAACCGUUGUGUACAAUGAUGUGCCUCAAGAAGUAUCCGUCUCAUCGCAUCCAACUAAAGUGCAGGAUACUCAAGCACCUUCGUCGUCUUAUCUUACACCCAAACCGGACACAUUGACUACAAUACAAUAUGUAGACCAAAGUACUGUCGCACAACGUCCAACAAUUAGCAAGACGACCACGUCUGCCUAUUUGACACCAACCACCACACCUGUGCCACCACGUCCACAAUAUGAUGCAGCACCUGCUGUUACGUCAACACCACGUCCAGUUUCCGGUAUAAUCACCUCGAGCGGUACUAGACCACGUCCUCGUCCACGUCCAAAACCAAGUACCACACGUCCGAAUAACAAAAAGACGAAACCAAGUUCGGCGAGGAAACCCACAACAGCAAAACCAUUGAACAGUUACAACCAGACACCACCACAGCCUGCCAAUAAUUAUGGUGGCGCACAGUUACAAACAAAGAAACCAGCCGCUCAACCCGCUAACAACUAUGAAGCGCCAAACUUCAAUACUAAGAAACCAGCUGCACAAACCUCGAACGACUAUCAAGAACCCAAUUAUAAUAAAAAGAAACCGGCACAACAACCAGCCAACACAUACAAUGAAAAUACCGCGGAUAAUGGUUAUGUUCAGCGACCAGUACAAGCCUCAUAUGCGCAAACACAACAACCUGCGAAGAAACCGUCGAAACAACCGACCAAACAAGGCGUAAAACAGCCAGUCAAACAACCCGCCAGCACCUACCAACACAACAAGCCAACAUAUGUGAAACGUCCGACGACGCAACCACAGCCCAGCAAUAACAACAACGCGAAACCCGCUUCAAAUACCUACAAUGUAGAGCCAGUAUAUCAGCGACCCGAGCAGCAACCCACCUACAAUGCGGAGCCUGUGACCAGAAAACCCGUCAGUCAGUCAACAAAUACCUACAAUGAACAAACGAAUACUUAUGGUUCUACAACGGCGACAAGGAAACCAAUUAGCCACACGGCAGCCAUCUAUGAAGACCAUGUAGAAGAACAAAAUGUGCCUGUAGAUACACAAUUGCCCACAGACAACUAUGACACAUAUCCUCAGGAUACUAAAUUAACAUCACAGGAUUAUGGUCAAGACUAUGAUAAACCAGAUGCUUCAUACGAUCAAAAUGUUAAAGUACCACAACCCACUUUCGAAUCGGACGCGUAUUACCCAGCGCCACUACCUUCGAACAACUUCAAUCAAGAGCAAGUAAGCGGCUCCACAAAUCGGCCCAUCAUUGUACGCAAACCAAGUGUGGAAAGCGCUGCACCUACUACAUCUCGUCCAAGCACAACAUUUAUUUACCACGACUCCGAGGUACCGCCACUUGUGGCUGCCGAUGACAAGCUCGAUGCUUUCGGUGCUGUACAGUCUCAAGUCUUUGGUGGUGAUGUUAAGCCACAGUAUGCGGACCGCCCACAAUAUACCUACGUACAUAAGAAACCAGGCUUCGUCAAGGUAACAUCGAAACCAAUAUCCACCACGAAUGGAGUUAUCACACCCAAACCAACGCUAUUCACACUCGUCACAAACAGCGACUGGCCGCAAAGACCGAGCAGCGCCGGCACCAUCUUCGGUGAUAAUGCAUUCCCACCAACAACGCCAUUGCCCGCCCUCAGCAGCACCUCAUAUAUCUACAGUCCGGUAGUGACAAGACGUCCUGACUUGCCUCUAAAUACGCCCGAAUAUGUCAACCUAGCUGGAGUCACAAGUAAUGACUUCGAUGAUCCAGGUUACUAUGGUGUGCAGAAUGUAGGACAAAACGUUGCACAGAAUGGCGUGCAUCCGGCUUUCACGCAAUCAGUCGCUGAUACCGAAUAUGGUGUGCCAUCCGAUGAUCGUCCCGCAUUCCCAGGCUACUUUGGACCAACACCGACUUACCCACCAUUCGCCAUACCUGGUGAGAAACUUGGCGCGCCCGUCGAAGAGGAAACUUACACAUCACCUAAUGACUUCGUGAACUUCCCACCUGUACGCAACCCUAACCUCAACAUGUCGGCCACAUCGAGCGCGGUGACCACCGAUUUGGAACUGUCGACACCCGCCUUCGUCGAGGAUGGUGUUCUCAAGGACAAAAUGAAUACUUUAGUGCACAAGAUCGUCGAAUCACUGCAGGGUAACUUCGAUGCCUUGGCAGAUAUGAUUGAUGAAGCCAAUAACACCGCACCAGCUGCACCACCGUCCACAUAUCAAGCCGCCGGCGCUGGCGCUGGAGGCGCGGCUACAACACGCAAACCGACCAGAAAACCAACACGUUUAGCCACACAAAGACCGACCACCAAACGACCAGCAACACGUGUGACCACCAAACAACCGACACGUAGACCAGCAACAACCACAAGACGUCCGGCUACGAGACGACCCACAACGACCACACGUAGACCGACAACACGCAAGCCUACACGUCGUGUAACCACAACAACAACAACACAAGCACCAGUCCAAGAUGAGUUGAUCGAUGAAGAGGACGAAGAAGAUGUGAAUCCAAUAGAUAAUGAGAUCGAUGGUGAUCAGGAUGAGAUUUACGCUGGCGCUGGUGGACGCAAAUUUAAAUGCGGCGUACGGCCACACAUCAAAUCUGGCAGAAUUGUAGGCGGCAAAGGUUCCACAUUCGGCGCUUACCCAUGGCAAGUGCUCGUACGUGAAUCCACAUGGUUGGGACUAUUUACCAAGAACAAGUGUGGCGGUGUUUUGAUAACGAAUCGUUAUGUCGUCACAGCGGCGCAUUGUCAGCCGGGCUUCCUGGCUUCAUUAGUCGCUGUUAUGGGUGAGUUUGAUAUCUCUGGCGAUUUGGAGAGUAAACGUGCUGUUACGAAGAAUGUGAAACGUGUCAUUGUACAUCGUCAAUAUGAUCCGGCGACAUUUGAAAAUGAUUUGGCGCUGCUUGAGCUCGAGAGUACGGUACAAUUUGACACACAUAUAGUGCCAAUUUGUAUGCCCAACGACCAAGCAGACUUCACCGGUCGCAUGGCGACAGUCACCGGUUGGGGACGACUCAAGUAUGGCGGCGGUGUGCCAUCUGUUUUGCAGGAAGUUCAGGUGCCAAUUAUUGAGAACAGCGUCUGUCAGGAAAUGUUCCACACGGCGGGGCACAACAAAAAGAUUCUGAGCUCAUUCCUGUGCGCCGGCUAUGCAAACGGGCAAAAGGACUCGUGUGAGGGUGACAGCGGUGGUCCAUUGGUGCUGCAACGACCCGACGGUCGUUACGAAUUAGCCGGCACUGUAUCACACGGUAUCAAAUGUGCGGCGCCAUACCUGCCCGGUGUCUAUAUGCGUACGACAUUCUAUAAGCCUUGGCUGCGUAGCAUAACGGGUGUCAAAUAAAUAACGUAACACACACAGCGUUAAGCAAUAGUCGAGCACAACAACAGUAAACAGCAACAACAAAAGUACACAUAAACGCAACGCAAUAGCAAUAGCAAAUACCAACAUUGUCAUUAUAUAUAAUAUAUAUAGUAUAUUGAAUACAGUUAGUUAGGUAUACGAAUACGAUAUAUAUAUACAUAUAUAUAGUAUAUAAGUGUAUAAGUGCAACAACACCAAUAGGAAAUAUGAAGUUAGUGAAAAUUAUGUGAAAACAAAUCCGUGUAAAAAUGUGCGAAAAUAGCGAAAAAAGCAAAAACAAAAUUUCUGUGCAAAAUGAGAUUUAAAAGUUAGCGAUAAAAUGCAAGCGCCGAAAUGUAUAUGCCGU